GAUCGCGGGAGCGGCGCCGCGAUUGGCGGCUGAUUGGCAACGCCGAGGGCUUGACGACCCGGCUAACCCUUAAUCCCAAAGGGCGAGGUUGAAGGGAGCCUCCCGAUGCUGGAUUUCCGCCCUCUGAGAAUCCCAUCGACUCUCCCUCUUUGUGAUGUGUCGAUGGUAUCUCUCCAUAGAGGAUAAGGUUGACUGAGUUCUCGGGGGAAGCGCGAAGAUUAGAUGCACCCAGGAGAAAGGGGUGACCGCCCUUGUCAGAGUCAAAUUAAUACAUUCUCCCUUUCAUCGGCUACUUGCUGCUCUGCACGCAGGACUUGGCUGUUGAAAGAAUACGAACGAAAUUGGCUUGAUUCCCAAGGCUCUGAUUGCGGCAUUGUUACUUGGCGGAGCGGUAUGAGAAGUUUACAACCAGUUCUGCAAUGAGCAAACAGCUAUUGCCAAAGAAGAUGCCUUUGGAUUUUAGGAAUGUGUGUGUCCUUCUGCCAGACCGAGACCAGCUCAGUUUGACUGUUGGGGUAAAAGCCACAGGACAGGAACUCUUUGAUCAAGUUUGUGAUGUACUGAAAAUUAAAGAUCCUCACUUCUUUGGCAUCAGCAUUGUAAAAAAUAACGAAUAUGUAUUUAUUGAUCUGGAGCAGAAGCUUUGUAAAUACUUCCUAAAGGAGUGGAAGAAAGAAGGAAGCAGAGGAACAGAAAAGUUCAUCCCUCCUUUGGUUGCAUUCUUCAGAGUACAGUAUUAUGUAGAAAACGGGCGAGUCAUAAGUGACAAGGUGGCCCGGCAUUAUUACUACUGUCAUCUGAGGGAACAAGUGUUGAAGUCACGAUGCACCAACAAAGAAGAAAUUUACUUCCUAUUGGCUGCUUACGGUCUGCAGGUUGACCUGGGUGACUACAAAGACAACUUCCAUAGAGGGAACUAUUUUGAACCUCAGACAUAUUUCCCUCAAUGGAUAAUUGCUAAACGAGGGAGUGAUUACAUCCUGAAGCAUGCGCCAGAGAUGCACCGAGAACAGAAAGGGUUGUCAACCAGAGAAGCAAUUCUGAAGUACGUCAAGGAGUCGUGCCUGCUGGAAGACGUCCCUGUCCAUUUCUACAGAUUGCAAAAGGACAAGAAGGAGGAUCGCCCUACAAUCAUCCUUGGUUUAACACUUAAAGGGAUACACAUCUAUCAGGAAGUAAACCAUGUUCGCCAACUGCUUUAUGAUUUCCCCUGGUCAUAUAUUGGAAAAGUUGCAUUUUUGGGGAAAAAAUUUGUGAUCCAGCCAGAUGGUUUGCCUUCUGCCCGUAAAUUGGUUUACUAUACAGGCUGCCCCUUCCGAUCUCGGCAUUUGCUACAACUGCUCAGCAACAGUCACCGGUUGUUUCUUAACAUCCAGCCCAUACUCAAACAGAUCCAGAUGCUGGAAGAUGCAGAAGAGAAGAAGAGGUAUCGGGAAUCCUACAUCAGUGAUACUUUGGAAAUAGAUCUUGAUCCAUCAGAUAAGCAUUGGCGUGACAGUGGAAGCAGCAGAGGAAGUGAGAGUAACAACCGCCUAUCUCGACAGUCCACUGACAGCCAUGGCAGUUCACACACCUCUGGCAUUGAGGCUGACUCAAGACAACAGAUAUCCAUGGAGAUGUCUGUGGAUGAACCCUUUGGGAUGGAUCCAGUUCAUCAGAAGGAGCAGUCCUACAGUUCAAACAUCAGUUAUAGUAGCUCUGGAAUCGAUAGCAGCAGCAAAGAGAAAGCAGAAAAUGACUUGCAGGAUGAUGAAGUAGAAUUGGUAGUGGAUGAACCAGACAAUGUACCUGUGGACGAACCUCAUUUUGAAGAAGUGAUCCAUGGGGAGUCUAUUGAUUCUCAGUCAAAAGAUGAUAUUUGGUGCCAAGAUAUUAAUAAGAAUCCUCUAUCUGUAGUGCAUGUCACCUUAAUAAAGGUCAAAGGCCAGAGUGUGGAUUCACUUAAUCAGAUUGCCCCGCCCAAAGCAGUCAAGGGCCCAGAGCAGCACAGCCAAAGUCUAGAUGAUGUCCGUCUCCACAAAUGUCUUCAUCCACCACUGAGUGCCAUGUUAUCUUCAGAUACCUCCCACAGCUAUACAUUUGGUUGUGCCUUGGAGGAUAAGCUAGCCAGCUAUGGAUGUGUGUAUUCAACAGCCGAUUGUAAAACUAAGUCAGCCCUCUAUGGAAAGAGGUCCAUGAACUGCUUAUCUUUAGACCUCUUGGGAGAAGAUCAGCUCCCAGAAGAAUUUGUGGUGUAGCCACAUGGGGGAAGCUCUCAGACCAUCUUUUCAGAACAUCUGCAAAACAAUUGAAUUACUGUUGUUGGAAACAGAAGCUGCUUGAUAUAGACAUGUACACAUACAUAAGUAUCUUUAACGCUUAAAAUCUCACUGGAACAUUUUCUCACUAAGAAUACAGCUGGCAAAUGACCUCAAAUAGUGAAUGUCCAGCCUAAAACACACAUAAGUAUUUCCCCCUAGUCUGGUGCAUCAGACACUUUUUCUUCACCUGGUUUCAGUACGUAUAAUUUUGGGGGACAUUGUUUUCUGAAAGCAGUCCACUGCCAGCAAUUAUCUCCUAUGCCGAAGCCUGUUACUUCCAUCAUCCCUGGCUUCAUCGAGAAUAGAAUAUGCAUUGUUUUUAUAAACUCUUUUUUUUUU
Molecule: messenger RNA, 2639 nt
Organism: Python bivittatus (Burmese python)
Lineage: Eukaryota; Metazoa; Chordata; Lepidosauria; Squamata; Pythonidae
Gene: FRMD1
Product: FERM domain containing 1
Biological process (GO): positive regulation of hippo signaling
Cellular component (GO): cytoplasmic side of apical plasma membrane; cytoskeleton
Source: RefSeq, a predicted model, not a curated record